AUCUACCCGCGUGCGCAUCACCAGGCAGCCAGAGCUUCUCCUAUUUCCAUCUCGCAUGGCCGACGACGACGUCUACGACGACGACUUCGUCUGCAAGCUCUUCAGCAGUGGCAUCGGCACGCGAAAUGUCGCAUCUCGUACGUCGGCCCUCGACUCGAUCGCCCUGUGCCUGGAAACGUGGUCAACAGCCUGUCAGACGGCAAGCGAAGACAGACAGCGUGCACGAAAAUUGUUGAGAGACUAUCUGCCCACGCUAUUGAGGCUAUCAGACGUAUGUCCGUUCGCCGACGUGUCAGUGAAGUGUCAGUCAAUCCUCCAGUCCGCCGAGGCGCGCGGAGUUCGAAUUCCGCUACGAAAGUACGACGGACCGACGUCGUUCAUCGCUAACAGCAAGGUCGUGCCGUUGAAUACCGAAAACGAAGAGACUCAUGAGCUUUUCGUGGAGGCGUUCUUGGUCGACAAUCGUGUGACCAACAUGGUCCGACUGAUGGGAUACCAUCCGAGAUAUCUGACGUGUUUCCUUCGAUUUCAUACUUACUUGAUGUUUCAAGACGGACCCUUGCCUCUGCACCUUCGACACUAUAUUGCUAUUUUGGCUGCAGCCAGACACAGGUGUAGUUACUUGGUGAGUCUUUGUGAAAUCAAUUUCGUGAACUUAGGAGGAGACCCUAAAUGGUUGGAGGGGUUAGAAAACGUUCCGCCCAAAAUUCAAGCUCUAAACGACAUCAACAACAUUAUAUGCCAUCAGCCGUGGCUCAUUGCAAAGACAGACAUAGAGGCUCUUGUUCAGCCUGGUCCCAAUGGUUGGUCACUCAGCGAACUGAUGCACGCGGUUGUCAUUCUGUGCCACUACCAUUGCUUGUCUGGCUUUGCUCAUGGAUGUUGUCUUAAUCCAGAAAUUGACACAAAAGACGGACACAUAAUGAGACCACUGUCACAGGAGGUUGAGACUGACAUAUUGCCAAACGGCAGUCGGCGUUCGAGUGCGAUUAGUUCUAUUGGGUCUAGCAUGCCAUCAACACCUCGAGGUUCGCUUACAUCCGAGGCAACACUCGCCGACGACGGCGACGACAGAGAAUCAGAAGAAAUAAGAAUUCUUGAACAUCUACGAGAGGAACUAUCAGACGACGAAAUGACAACAACCGAACUCGAACUGCAAGAGUUCGAGACUCAGUCGAAAGCAAGCGCCGAAAUUACACCGAGUAGCGGUGGCACGUUACCCGCUAAUGGAUUAGCAAGAUAUAUGGAAGAGCCAGAAUUUCAACAUCAAGAUUUCACGCAAUCGGGACUAAACACGUCGCGGACAUUCAGAGUUCUGGAUUAUUCGUGGGAGGACCACGGUUACUCGUUAGCCAAUCGUCUCUAUCCAGACGUUGGACAACUGUUGGAAGAGAAAUUUCGUCUCACAUCCGUUUUAACAUAUCAGACGUUUGGAUCGACGACAGACGUCGAUACGUCAAGAUUUCGUUGUGCUGUAUGGAACUACAUCCACUGCAUAAAGGGAAUAUACCAUGAUGAUUAUCAUUAUGCUGAGGUGAACAAGCUACUUAAUAUUCCGAUCAAGAAAUACAUCAAAUUGGUGACGUGUUAUCCGGAACGAGUGACUGUUACAGACUUCAGAGGUUUCAUGAAUAUCCUCAGUCCUUCAGAAAAGGUUCAUCUCAAUCUUCUUCUCCUGGAAGCGAGAUUACAAGCAGAACUUCUCUAUGUUCUUCGUGCCAUCAUGCAGCAUAUGACAUAACUCAAGCAUGAUAAUUUGUUUAGUUAUAUAAAUAUUUGAUUUAAUAAUUAUAUAUAAUAAUAAUAAUAUAUUGUGUUCUAUCA
Messenger RNA from Corticium candelabrum, 1824 nucleotides. RefSeq names its product sestrin-1-like. Lineage: Eukaryota; Metazoa; Porifera; Homoscleromorpha; Homosclerophorida; Plakinidae. The coding region runs from base 56 to 1741 and encodes 561 amino acids. The record is from RefSeq and is a predicted model, not a curated record. Gene Ontology annotation, molecular function: oxidoreductase activity, acting on peroxide as acceptor; L-leucine binding. The transcript has 13 exons. Gene Ontology annotation, cellular component: nucleus. Gene Ontology annotation, biological process: positive regulation of macroautophagy; negative regulation of TORC1 signaling; cellular response to L-leucine.